AUGAGUGAUCAAAAGCAAGCUCAAGAUCCACCACCACCACCUUUAGCAAAUUAUCCGAUGAAGGGCGAUAAACUUCCUCCUCCUCCUCCUCCUCCUCAUCCUCAACCUAAAACCAAAAAUAGAGGCGAUGGAUUUUGGAGAGGAUGGAAUCAGCUGCUCUUGUUUUUUUUGCAGAAUUUGGGAAAAAGACUGAUUUUUGGGAAGGGGCACACCAAACUUGAUUUUGGGACAAAUAUUAGGAGGAAGAAACUCAAUAAAUUUAAAGAGUCAGCAUGGAAAUGUGUUUAUUUUUUGUCUGCAGAACUUUUGGUAAUUUAUGUUUCCUAUGAUGAGCCUUGGUUCACUGAUACCAAGUACUUUUGGGUAGGUCCCAGAGAUCAGGUUUGGCCUGACCAGAAAAUUAAAUUGAAAUUGAAGGGAUUGUACAUGUAUGUUGCUGGAUUCUACUCAUACUCCAUAUUUGCUUUGCUCUUGUGGGAGACAAGGCGUUCAGACUUUGGGGUGUCGAUGACUCAUCAUGUAGCAACUAUCAUUCUUGUUGUGUUGUCUUACGUAUUUAGGUUCACUCGUGUUGGUUCAGUUGCUUUAGCCCUCCAUGAUGCCACUGAUGUUUUCCUGGAAGUUGGAAAGAUGUCAAAAUAUGGUGGCUAUGAACAGAUUGCUAGCAUAUCUUUCAUUCUUUUUGUUCUCUGUUGGACUAUACUUCGCAUAAUUUGCUAUCCAUUCUUGGUACUUCGGAGUACAAGCUAUGAAGUUCUUCUGACCUUGGACAAGGAGAAGCACAUGGUGGAUGGGUCCAUUUUUUAUUAUCUGUUUAAUACUCUUCUAUUCUGCUUGCUUGUUGUCAACAUUUAUUGGUGGAAGUUAAUGAUUGGGAUGGUUGUUGAGCAAAUCCAGGCGAAAGGCCAGCUUGGUGAUGAUGUUCGUUCAGAUUCCGAAGGUGAGGAUGAACAUGAUGACUGACCAUCAAAAAGGAAUAAUGAAGUUUAUGUAUAGCCAUACCAAGAUGGAACUCAACAAAGGCAUGCUCAUCAUCUCAUUUCCACAUGUAAGUUGUUGUAGUUUACAUUACUUUCGACAUUCCGAGUCACAUAUGAGACACACAAAGAGCUUUGGUUAACUCUCUGAUAGACUUCAAUCAUGGCCCAAGAUUUGGCUUAUUUUUUACAGUUGUAUUCUAUACACCUGUUUUGUACGACUUUUCUGUUUCAUGCAAUAUUGUUUUUUUUCUCGCCUUCCAGUCUUUCCGGGUGAAUGUUUACUCUCAACAUAUCUGUAAUUGUGACAACAAUAGAUUUUUUCUUGCCUUGUUUUUUUUCCUCUGAAUGACUUAGUAUAUCAAUGGAAGACAUUAAUAUUUCUUGUCA
Molecule: messenger RNA, 1367 nt
Organism: Pistacia vera
Lineage: Eukaryota; Viridiplantae; Streptophyta; Magnoliopsida; Sapindales; Anacardiaceae
Product: LAG1 longevity assurance homolog 3-like
Exons: 8
Coding region: 1-963 (320 amino acids)
Biological process (GO): ceramide biosynthetic process
Cellular component (GO): membrane; endoplasmic reticulum
Molecular function (GO): sphingosine N-acyltransferase activity
Source: RefSeq, a predicted model, not a curated record